UCUGCAGAUCUGUCGGAGAGGAAGAGCGACCUGAGGGUGUGCGAUGACUCCACCUGCCGAUUCGGAGGCGUCUGCAGAGACGACGGAGCUCAGCUCAAAUGCGUCUGCCAGUUCCAGUGCCACAAGAACUACAACCCGGUGUGCGGCUCCAACGGAGACACGUACCAGAACGAGUGCUACCGGCGGCAGGCGUCCUGCAAGCAGCAGAGACUCAUCUCCCGGGCGGCGGACGGGCCCUGCUCCCCCGAUCCCGGUUCUGGUUCCGGAGAUGGAGACGAUGAUGAAGGUUCAGGCUCGGACGUCGGGAAGAAAUUCACCAAGUGCAGCACCUGUAAAUACGGAGCGGAGUGUGAUGAAGACUCGGAGGACGUCUGGUGCAUCUGCAACAUCGACUGCAGCGGCCACAACGAAAACCCGGUGUGCGCCACGGACGGGAACUCCUACAACAAUCCCUGUCUGGUCCGAGAGGCGUCGUGCAUGAAGCAGGAGCAGAUCGACGUCAAGCACCUGGGCCGGUGCCUCGCUGAUAAGGAGAAACUGGGCAAGAAAGACGAAAGCAGCCUUUUCAAAGUAAAGGUAUUAGAAACCACGGGUCUGAACCACGGAGACGGGUUCUACGCCGGCAUGCCCAUCCCCUGCGCCGACAGCCACGCCAGCUUCUGCGUCCACGGGAAGUGUGAGAUCAAAUACAACAUGGCCACCUGCAGAUGUGACGCCGGCUACAAGGGUCCUACGUGUGACGAGCCGCAGGACUUCAACAUCCUCUACGUCGUCCCCAGUGGACAGAAGCUGCACUACGUCCUCAUCGCCGCCAUCAUCGGGGCUGUGCAGAUCGCCAUUAUUGUUGCCGUGGUGAUGUGUAUCACUAGAAAAUGUCCAAAAAACAACAGAGGCCGCCGGCAAAAACAGAACCUGGGACACUUUUCCUCGGACACUAACUCCCGGAUGGUAUAGCCGAGUUUGCUUGCUGGUCCUUUUUGAAGAGUUUUUUCUUACAGGGUGGGAAUGUCGUUUUUUUAACAGUAGGUAAUCAUUUUUUUCUCCUGGAAAAAUUGUUAGAAGAAGAAUGAGAAUAUUUAUUUAAGGGGCCUUAUUAUCCCUCUUUUUUUUUUUUUUUUGUCUUGGAUGGAAUUCUUGCGCAUUUCUUUUGCGCAGUCAUGAUUUUUGAUUUUUUGAUUUUUUGAUUUUUUUUUGCGAGAACGAGGAGCUGAAUCAGCGCUGACGCCGUCACCGUGUCUGUCCGCCUGCUUUGUUAGACGUUUUAGUUUGGAUUCUGGGAUUUUUGGUAAACUGGCUAACAGGAUAGCGUCUGCCCUUCUGGAAUGUGCCGUUUGUUAGGAAUCGUAUUCGUUCCCCCUCUCUAUCUCACUUCCGUUUAGCUUUUUACUAAUAAUGUGCAGCUGAUGACCAAAUGCAGUUUGUCUUCAGUGUCUUUUUUUAAUUUUAAUUUUAAAUCUUGUUCUUCUCGUAGAAGGUUAGAGGGGGGCCAGCCAGCGCCAUAGAUAUGUUUACACUUAUUCUUUGGUAUGAAACUCUGUGUAAAGACUUCACUGUAUUAAAACAAGAUAAUAAUUUAUUGUUCUUAUUAUUAUUACGAUGGUUUUUGUUAAAGUAGUUUUUACUAAAGGUUUUUAUGUUAACUUUAUUCUAAAUUCUCGUUCCUGUAUAUUAGCAUGACUCGUGAAAACUGUGUACUGUGGUGUAUUUAAAACUUUUUAAGAGGAAACGUCGCCAGCCUCGACGCCUCCGUCGUCCAGCGGCGGCGGGAAAGUGAGGACUCUGAAACGGAGGCGCGGGGUUAGAGUUCACUGUUAAAAAGAUGAAUGUGUCUCGUUUGGAUGUCAGUCUGCGGGCGUCACCGCAACAGGAACCAUUAAGUACUUUGUUCACGUCGUUUUUGGCCUAAAAGACGGGAUGUUACAUCUUCAUUUGUGAAUCUGAAGUCAGACGAUUGUAAAAGAGGACUGGGCUGCAAAUGGAGGUUAAAUCCGGAUGAUACGACCCAAAUCAGAAAAAGCUGGAGUGAUGCGGGAAAUGAGAAGAGAGUGAUUUUACUUUAAUUCUAAUUUCACUGCAGACGGUAUCAACCUUAUUUGUCCGUUCACAUCAGUACUCGAGUUGUAAAAAAAAAAUCAGGGGGGGUGGUGGAUUUUAUCAUAUGGGGACAGAUAAUUUGUGCUGAUUACAAAUAAUAUCAUAUAUUACAAAUAAUAGCACUGACCAAAACACCUGCAGAAAUACUGCAGGAAUGACAUAGCAGCAGUUAAAUGCAGCCUUCUGUAAGCUUUAAAUAUCCACUGGGCUUACAUCAAAUACAUCAAAACACAACAAUAAAAAACAGUUUUCUGAACUUAUCAAUAUGACUCUGUCCUUCACAGGAUAAGUAACAUGGAU
Molecule: messenger RNA, 2394 nt
Organism: Cololabis saira (Pacific saury)
Lineage: Eukaryota; Metazoa; Chordata; Actinopteri; Beloniformes; Belonidae
Gene: tmeff1a
Product: transmembrane protein with EGF-like and two follistatin-like domains 1a
Exons: 9
Molecular function (GO): protein binding
Source: RefSeq, a predicted model, not a curated record